Symbiodinium natans is the source of this 1686-nucleotide messenger RNA. NCBI's taxonomy places the organism in Eukaryota, Dinophyceae, Suessiales, Symbiodiniaceae. The record is from the annotation of a GenBank genome assembly.
AUGGAUGCCCAGUGGAACGAGGAAGCGCCGGAGCUGGCCAGCAGACUCCCGACCAAGAGUGCCGGCACGAUCUCCACAACGGACACAGUCGGCAAUCUCGGGCUGGAGGAAGACAGCCCAGCAAAGCAUACCGAGGAUGCGCGGAAGGAUCGGAGAUACUGCUGCCACUGGCUGCGUGAGCUCUACGCCACCUUCGGCAAUUUCAUCCCCUUCGCCGUCAUAACCUACGGCGUCAACCAGAGUGUGGCCUGGCACAUCAGCACCUUCGCAUUGCGCUUCUACAUGAAGGAUGUGCUGCUACUCGAUGGUGCCACCAUGGGGCGACUGAAUACCGCUGCAAUACUUCCUUGGAACAUGAAGCCAUUCAUGGGUCUGUUGUCGGAUGGCAUUGCCAUCUUCGGGUAUCACCGCAGAUCCUACGUCAUCAUUGCUGCACUUUGCGGCCUGGUCUCGUACAUCUUGCUGGGAACCGUGGCAUUGCCGGCAACUGCGCUGGUGGUGGUGAUGAUUAGCAUCAACGCCUCCAUGUCCACCAUCGAUGUGAUCGUGGACGGCAAGGCAGCGGAGCUGACGCGGGAGGUGCCACGCCAUGCCUCAGAUCUGCAAUCCUUAUUCUGGGGUGUCUCUGCGAUCAUGGGCCUUUUGUCUUCGAGCCUCAAGGGCUCCCUGGUCGAAUGGUUCUCACCGCAGACGGUACUCCUCGGCAUGACCAUCUGCUCCGUCAGCAUCCUCCUGCCAGCUCUACGAGGCUGGCUGGCUGAAGAUCGCAUCCCAGAGGCUCGCUGCUGCCAGGUCACGCUGAGCCAGUUUCGCAAGCAUCCAUCUGUGUCAGCGGUGGCGUUGCUGCUGACCUUGGUCUCAACCCUGCUCUCGACCGUACAGGUCUUUGUCACCAGCAAGCACGCACGGGCUAUUGUCACUGUGGCUUGUGCCAUCGUCGUGGCCGUGCAGUCCUUCCGGGCGUUGAAGCAGAUCACGCCAUUCCUGGGGAGGACGGCACUCUUCGUGUUCCUCAGACAGUGCUUGCACACUGGCCUUGGCGACACGAUGUUCGUUUGGCGAACGAAGUAUCCGGGAGGCCCUCAGCUCAGCCCAGCCCAGCUUGGCUUCGUGGACUGCUUUGGCUCCCUCGGUCUGCUGGUCGGGGUGUGCAUCUACAACAAGUUCAUGACCAAUUGGUCCUUCCGUCGAAUCUUCCUCACAGCUCAACUCUUCUUCUUCCUUGCCCAGUUGGUGGAGGUUGUGCUUGUGAUGCGCUGGAACCUCCUUCUGGGCAUCCCAGAUUUCCUUUUCCUCGUGGGUGACGACACGUUCGGACUGAUGGUGUCCAGAUUCUUCUACAUCCCCAUGUGCGUGCUGGCGGCUAAGGUCUGCCCACCGAACCUCGAGGCAACCCUGUUCGCGACGCUCCUGUCCAUCAACAACUUGGGCUGGUCCAUUAGUGGAUUUCUUGGCGUGACGAUGUGCGAGGUCUGGGGCCUGGAGGGAGACAACUUCGACAACUUGCCGCUUGCCUCGCUGGUAAAAGCCUGCACGACGCUGCUUCCCCUACCCUUGAUCUUCGUGCUGACGCCAACUUUCAGCCCGAACGACCCAGUGCCUGAGGAGGGCGGAGAGGCCCGGGAGGCCACCACGUCCCAGGCCGCCGGUCGCCACGAGUCCACAUCGGAGGCAACUGGCGCCUGA